CCUAUCGAGACGUUACAAUUCGUCAUGAGUAAACUCUGCUGUAUCGGUCUAUCGUUGGCCACCAGGAUCAUCGGCACGUACACCAUGUCGCUCUCGGUACUCACGAUAAACGUGUUAAUGAGUAACUAUUUCUCAAGAGCCACCGACAACGAGUUCUUCGAUUCUAUUCAGGGCUGGGCUUUCCUCGGUUUAAAUUGGAUACAAGUGUUAAGAAGCUCACAGGCAGAAACGAAAGCACAAACAGCGGUGGUAUUUUUCCUCGCGUACACGAUAUCAUUUUUAUUGGCCAGUGCGUAUCUCGCUUUGGGAUCGAUCUCCAGGAAACCAAAGUGCGCCGUGCCUUGGAUGUAUUUGCAAAUGAUUAGCAUAAUAGAUCAGUCUGUGGCGCUAUCUAUUCAUCUGACACACGGAUCGGAAUACGAUGCUUACGAUCAAUCAAUGUGGUACAUUCCAGUGUCCAGUGUUUAUCUAUUGACGAGCACGUACUUUUGGAUGGUCGUGCAAUCCGCCCGGAGGCAAUGGGCGGAAGAACGGAAUGGUUGUGCCGAUGUUGAUCCAAUGGAUAUCGCGUCCGCGACGCAAUCGAACAAUGCUAACGGGCCGAAAUCGCCGUCAUUUCUAUCGCAAAACUUCGCGAUGUUCGAAUCACCGAGACCACAUACGAUUUUACCGAAAUAACCGAACGAAACGCGUGAAUUCUAAGGCAAACUGUGUUGAUAAACUUGUUGUCUGCAUCGCAAGUUAGCGCGUGCCUAUUUUCGUUCGUUCCUCCGAACGAGAAGGUCGCGGAUCGAAGAGCGGAACUUAACUAAUUAUCUAGAUAAAUCGUAUGCGCGUGGUAACUGAAGUACCUUUAACGUUAGCGUAUUUAUUUAUAGUCCUGACCCGUCCUCUCUUUGUUGAACGUUAAAAAAGCAUCGAGCGUUUUUCUUGUCUGUUAGAAAUAUCGUUUUUACGACUGUUUAGUACGAGAUGAUACGUGCUUUUUCGCGGCGAUCUGCACGAAGUAUGCCGAUUUUUAAAGAAGAUUCAAAUCUGAAGUGCGCGUAAUAACCAUUGAUCACGAUCGGCUAAUGGAAAGAGCGUAUAGCGAGCAAACUACCAGAAUACGAGGAAAUCUCGGCCUCGUAACGGGGCAAAUGUAUAAUAAUGUGGGUAAACUCGAUAAAUCAGUCCGGGGGGGUUGCGACUAAUAGAGUGUAUCAAAUGCGACCACGGCCAAGCGUGGCUGCAUAGAAAAUAUGAGAAAUGGUCGCGUUUUACGUCGGAAUACUUUUAAACUUCCUUCGAAUUUGAAUCGCGCGCAAAGCAUAUUCCCUUAUACCGGGACCGCCGUCUACUCGAUGGAGGUCGAUUUGUCCGAAAAUGGUCGGAACUUUUCGCGAAACUCUCGGGAAUAAUGAUCUAGGGUACAAUGGACGAUAGAAGAAAUCCCCCUUCGUUGCGAUUUAUAUCGGCCGUUUCACCGCGUUGCCGAUCAUUUGCGUUCCACUGAAAAUAACACGAUCCUUGCAAGUCUGUAAGAGGUCAACAUCGAAAAUUUGAUACGUACAAGAUGUCCACGCUUGGUGUGUGGUAGUUUUAGGUAGGACAAACAUAUUGUUGUAUCUUCUUAGAAACGGGGAGUUUAGUGGAACAGAAACACGUUAAUAAUUUCCUUUUUUAAUCUGCAAAGUCAUAGAUGUAUCGCGUGCACCUCUUCCACUGAACCCCUCUAAAUAUGUAAUAAUUAAGUUAAAUAAAGAAUAAGUCGUGAAUGUA
This is a messenger RNA of Osmia bicornis bicornis, 1761 nucleotides long. RefSeq lists its product as uncharacterized. NCBI's taxonomy places the organism in Eukaryota, Metazoa, Arthropoda, Insecta, Hymenoptera, Megachilidae. Bases 25 to 678 code for a protein of 217 amino acids. The transcript is spliced from 5 exons. The record is from RefSeq and is a predicted model, not a curated record.